AUGGAUACCAAAAAGUUGGAUACUGGCUCCGAAGAUGCAAUCAGCUGGCUCCCUCAUGAGGUUCUGGGCGACAUCUUGUCCAGAGUUCCGACCAAGCUGGCUGCUUCAACAUCUGUUCUCUCGAAAAAGUGGAGGGAUAUGUUUGCAUUGGUGCACAAUCUCGAUUUUGAUAAUUUUGUCUUCCUGCAACCGGAAGAUGGUAAGCGAGAAAGGGACGAGAUCCGGGAGUGCUUCAGGAACUUUGUGGAUAGAACACUCGCUUUGCAAUGCGCUUCUCCGCUCAAGAAAUUCUCGUUAAAAUAUCACAUUGGCGACGACAGUGAGAUGGAUCAUAUGUACCCCUGGAUACGUAAUGCAGUAGAGCGUGGUGUAGUGGAGCUUGACGUUAGUAUUGAGCCUACCUAUGGUGACAUCUUGCUGCCUCAUGAGUUCUUUAUGAGCAAUACAUUGGUUAAGCUGACACUGGGGACACGAAUUUCUUUUGGAAAGUUUCCUCCAGAUUUGUCUCUUCCAGCACUUAAGAGUCUCUUCUUGGACUCGGUCGUUUUUGAAUAUGAAGAUCUGUGUCAUGUGCUUCUUCCUGGUUGUCCAGUGCUCGAGGAUUUAGUCGUACGUCACAAGUACUUCGAAGCACUCCCAUACUGCAUCUCGAGUCGGAGCAUCAAGAAGCUAUCAGUUCACUACGAUUGUGAGCUUGAAAUUGGUCCUUAUAGUAUUAUGUCAUUUGACGCCCCAAGUCUUGUGUCCUUAUAA
Messenger RNA from Camelina sativa (false flax), 753 nucleotides. NCBI's taxonomy places the organism in Eukaryota, Viridiplantae, Streptophyta, Magnoliopsida, Brassicales, Brassicaceae. The record is from RefSeq and is a predicted model, not a curated record.